AUGCGACGCGCCCAGACCAAAGGUAGCCACUACGUCGAGCUGCUGGAGCUCGCUCGCUGCGACGGCAACUGGGAUGCCGUUCCCGAGCUCGUCCGCAAGGUCCGAAAGCAUGCACCGGAGAGAACUUACUCAUAUCCUCUCCCUCCAGGCCUCACACUGGCCGCCGAGACCGAAUGCGUCAUUUCGAAGGCGACGACGGCCGGCGCUCGAACCUCUGGCGUCGUUCCAGACCUCGACAUCUACGCCAGAGUCCCCCAGCUCCUGACCGCCAUAGACGAGGAGCGGGUACAUGUCGAAGAAAAAUUCCAAGCCCAAGUCUGCGUCGGCUGGCUGCACUGGGUCGUUGGAGAAUACAGUCUAGCCAUCGUUCGCCUGCCGAAGCGGCUCGAGGAAUUUGGCACCGGCCUUGACCCGGCCAGUUUGACGUUCGAAUGGACCCAUGUAUGCGCCUUGAAGUCUGCCUACCUGAGGGCGAACUGCCUCAUGCGCGAGUCCAAGAGGAAGGAGGCCCUCGCUGCGCUCGAGUCUGUCGUGCCGGCGCUGAAUCGCGCCUUGACGAGCGAGGUCCGAAAGCAGCUGCGCUAUUGGUCCGAGCUUUUUCUGACGGAGCUCUGUCUGCUUUUGAGCGAUGCCAUUGACGACGGCGAGGCACCCUUGGAUGACGCCCUCACGCUCGCGCCACUUCGCAAUUGGGCCAGGUACUGGGAGGCCAUGCGGGCACCCAAGCCGGGAGGCUACGGCUUCAAAGGUUCCGUUCCGCGAAGGCAGAUCUGGCUCGUCUACUACAUGGCUCUCUCGUGCAUCUUGAAAAACAACUUGCCUUACGAAGCCGGCUUCGUCGAAGGCUUGCCCUUGCCUACCGGCGUAUCAUGGCGCAGUCAGCUUCGGGCCGAGCUCAAAUACGUCGAGAUGACGUACCGCACAAUGCUCCUGGCCGAAACCCAUUUCCCGCGAGCGGAUGAAGAAAGAAGCGAAGUGGAGGCAUUGGUCAAGCAAGUGAUGGAGAACUGGUCCAUUCUGUGCGGCCGAGGGUGGCGAGAUGACGACUUGGGCCACGGGGGUCGUGCCGCCAUCAGCCGUGGCGUUCUCGAUACCCUCUACAGCGCGGCGACUAGGACGUACCACUCGAACGCGAUCCUCCGCUCCCUCUUCACCGUUCACCUGUCCGUGGCCGAGUUCGACCUCGCCUUCAAAGCGCUGGAUUCCUAUCUUGGCAUCGUCAAGAAGAGCAAGGCUAGGGCGGAUAAGACAGGUGAGGUAGAGGCGAACAUGGACGACGACGGAACGAUUCUAGAGAUCAUGUCUCUCGGCAUCAUGGCUCUCUGUCGCUAUGGGAACGAGCAAGCCGGGGAAAAAGCACGACACCUCGGCGGGCAGCUCGAGGACUGGCUGUCCAAACUGACGCGACUCAAAGAUGGCGAAGACGCUCAAGGCAGAACGUCGGAGGAUAUGAGGAAGAGUGAUUCGUCGCACCCCGUGGCACCAUCCACACUGGCAUUGGCCUGGCAGGCCAUCGGCCUCUCCCAUGCCCAUUGGUCGAGGCUGACGCACGAAGCCGGGUCGAGGAUGGAAAUACAAUCCAAAGCCAUCCGCUGCCUACGGCAGUCGUUGGCUGCAGAGCGUGGUCGGCCCAACGAUGUCCGAGGCUGUUUCUGCCUCGCCCUCCUUCUCGCCGAGCGACGGGAGCUGACGACGGCAGUGGAGCUCACGAAGACGGUACUCCUGUCCAGCAAGAAGGCGGACGAAAGCGGGAGGCUUCAAUACGGAUCGCACUGGCAGGAGAGGAGCCUCAUCCCGCUGUGGCACCUGCUAGCACUGCUGAUGAGCGCCAGGCAGGACUACGCCAUGGCCUUCAUGGCAUGCGAGGCCGCAUUCGAGCAGUUUGAGGAUCCCACCAUGCUUUUCGGCAGCACGGACGCCAAUUUCCGCAGCGAGCAUCUCAACGACGCCGGCGUCGGCGGAGCCUUGCCGGAGUCUAGACGCGGAUUGGUGGACGAGAUGGACGACGGGGAGAGGGAGGCCAUCUUGGAAGUCAAGAUGACGCAGCUGGCCCUCACCGAGCUGACGGAAGGCCCAGAAACGGCGGUCAACUCGAGCCACGAAUUGCUGACGCUGUUCUCGCGCCUGUUCGGCAAUGUCACGGCAGAGGAGGUCACGGGCAGGCACAGGCCAGCACCACCGAAGUCGUCGGGAACGUUGCGGAGCAUGAGAGGCAGCAUCUUCGGGACCAAGGUCGACCGGUCGAGACCGCCAACGAGAGACCCGAGCGCUUCGACGAUCAGCGAGAAAUCGGGGGUCAUGGUGUCGAGACCAGCGACGGCGCAGGGCAAACCGAUGAUCCAGGUGACGGAGGAGGAGAACGGCAACCACGACGGCGGGCCAAAGUCGCGGCGGGCCAGCUCUACGCAUGGACUGGGGAGCGCACCCAGGAGGAGAAACAGUCUCAAGAAAAGAAACCGGAGCGGAAGCGAGGCCAGGAUGGACAGCCAAGGGGGGACUUUGCAGGAGGCAACCGCCUCGGACGGGGACACCUACUUCACGUCUGCGGCCGAGCCCGACCUGGCAGGUGCCUUUUUCUUGCCGAGCAAGCCCUCUGGUGCGGCGCUGCUUCCGUCGAACGGGAAAGCGGCGGUAGCGACGGCCACAGGGUCGAAAAGCGCCGAGUGCGCGGAGACGUCGGCGGAAGGGUCGUCGGCGUCGCCACCCUUGCUUCCGUUGGUGCAGUUCUCCAAGGAGAAGCAACGGGCGCAGCGGGUGACGAUCUUGGUCAAAGUCUGGCUCACGAUCGCGGGCUUUUAUCGUCGCGCGCAGAUGCUCGACGAUGCGAAGGGUGCCAUUGCCGAGGCCCAGAAGCUCGUUCAGGCGUUGGAGUCGGAAGCGAGCGGAGAUUCGCUGCGCGGUCGAGGUGGCGGGUCCCAGGCCGGUGCCGGCUGGGCGGAGACGAAGAGCAUCGACGAACUGUGGGGUGACGUCUGGUCGGAGCUCGGCCUUGUGUCUGUGGCGCAGGACGACCCGGUCACCGGCCGGUCCGACUUUGAGUAUUCCCUGACGCAUUGGCCUAAUCAUCCGGUGGCGACGGUCGGACUCUGCAACAUCCUGCUGGACAUUUACAGCGAAGAGAUUCUCCCGACGCCGGCGAUGGCGCCGCUCGAGAGUGGCAUGGACGGGGAUGGCGGCGAGUCGUGGGCGUCGUCGGAGCCGAGCAAGAGGCCGAAGGGUGAGACGACCGAGGGCCUGCCGUCCACCCCCCUCGGACUCGGGCCGUCCUUUGGCGACAGCUUGACGCCGGCGACUCGGGCGCAGGCGACAACGUCCCCGGGUGACGACGGCAACGACGACGAGCUUCCCGCCCCGUACAAGGCGUCUCGGCUGCCCCUCGUCGACCGGCUCGCGGCCCGCGAUCGUGCGUUCACCCUGCUGUCGGGCCUGACGCGGCUCGGCAGCGGGUGGAGCUAUUCGGAUGCCUGGUUUGCCCUCGCGCGCGCGCACGAGGAGAGCGGACAGGCGGACAAGGCAAAGGAGGUGCUGUGGUGGUGCGUCGAGCUCGAAGAGGCCAUGGGCGUGCGGGACGUGCGUUGCCUCGGGGGCGGCCGCUACGUGACGUAG
Molecule: messenger RNA, 3606 nt
Organism: Drechmeria coniospora
Lineage: Eukaryota; Fungi; Ascomycota; Sordariomycetes; Hypocreales; Ophiocordycipitaceae
Product: filamentation protein
Exons: 3
Coding region: 1-3606 (1201 amino acids)
Molecular function (GO): protein binding
Source: RefSeq, a predicted model, not a curated record